Messenger RNA from Closterium sp. Naga37s-1, 5332 nucleotides. The record is from the annotation of a GenBank genome assembly. NCBI's taxonomy places the organism in Eukaryota, Viridiplantae, Streptophyta, Zygnematophyceae, Desmidiales, Closteriaceae.
UGAGAUGGUGAACGCCAUGCCAGUAGAGUGGGUGCGCUGCCUUGCGAGGAUGCCCCUGGUGGACGCAGAAGCCUAUCUGCGCUCGCUGGAGUCGCUGCUCCCACACCCUGCUGCUCCUCCAGGAGUGGCAGCAGCACUUGUGGAUCCAAAAAGGAGAGCUUUUUUAGAAGUGCACAUACAUCCACGCCACGGCAUUCAGUAUGUGGGAGUGGCACAGGACCCGGGGGGGUCAGCAGCACACAGGGUACUAACCCACAUGCGGGUCAUGAAGGUGCUGUUCCUGCUGCCGCUGCACCCGCACAAGCGCAAGGCCAUGCGCUGGUGCCAGCGCGUGUGCCAGCAGGGCAUUGUUGUGGGGCUCCGGCACUUCAAGUACCUCGCACACAAGACAGACCGAGCGCCCAAGACAGCACACUUCCAUCCCAAGGCGUUCUUCCUUGCCCUCGACUCUGCUGCUUCAUGGGACCUGCAGCAGCCACACAUUUUCCACCCAUUUGCCUCUGCGUGGGAUGCACGGGCAGUGUUUGGAAACUUUGACAGCUGCCCAAAUGUGCCGAAGCUGGCCGCCCGAAUAGGUCUCAUCUUCUCGCGCACCUACCCAAUGCUCAACGCCUCUACCAUCUCUCCUGCUGUGCUUCAAAUCGCUGACGACGAAACAUGUGAGGACGGCACCAAGUCCACGGACGGCAAUGGCAUGAUACUGGCUGCCCUCGUCCCGCCAAAGCACAUCUCCCGGGGAGAGGAGCUCUGGGCCGACCAGGUACCUUUGCAGGUGGAAGAAGGCACAGCAGCAGCAGGAGCAGUAGCAGGAGGAGCAGGGGGAGCAGCAGGAGGAGCAGGAGGAGGAGCAGCGGAGGCGGCGGCGGCAGAAGUGGCGGCAGCAGCAGCACUUGAGCUGGAAGAGCCAGACGAAGAGGACGAGGAGGAGGAUGGGGUGGAGUGGGAUGAGGACGAGGUUGACUGGGAUGCCGUGAACGUGGCUGUGACUCAGUUCGAACAGGAACGCGGGCUGCUGGGGGGAGGUGCUGCUGCUGCUGGCGAUGCGGCAAUGGGGGGUGCAGAAGCGGGUGGGGAUGCUGAAGCGGGCGCAGAGGGGGGUGUGUAUCAAGGAAUUGGGGCGUCAGGCGGAGGGGAGGAAAGUGAUGGGUUGCUCUGGGACAGUGCUAGCCUGGUUGUGACACAGAUAGAGCAAGAGAGGGGACUGGUGCAAGGGGUUGGGGGUGGGGGAUGGGGAGCAGGAGCAGGAGCAGUAGGAGGAGGGGGGGGAGGAGUAGGAGGAGGGGGAGAAGGAAGAGGAGGAGGGGGGGAAAUUGGGGGAGGAGCCGGUAGAAAUGCUGGAGGGGGGGUUCGGGGCGAGGGAGCGGGGGAGGCGGGGUAUGAAGGGGUGCGACCAGCUGUGUGGCAGAUGAGAGGGUUUUUGGGAGGCAUGGUGGUGAAGGGGACGCUGCUGGUGGUCCAGCAGAUGCCAUCGUACGUCCGUCCCGGCGUGUGCAUUCUGCUCCGGAGCAGCAUGGUCAAAGUCGCCCCUCCUCUGCCGGACCCAGCAAGCAACCUCGCAGCCCUGUCCACACCCAUACUCCCGCCAUCACGCCACUCACAUCAGUCCCGCCAGUUGCACCAGACACAUCAGUCACAGCUGCAGCAGCCAGGCUCACAACCGCAGGUGCAACAGCAGCCGUCGCAGCCGCCAUGUCAACCCUCCGGGCCUCUCUUUUCCAUAGAAGUGAAUGAAACCACCAAGGAGGCACUGCCAGCGCGUCUCAACCGCACGGUGAUAGCACUGCUGGAGAGGGGAGGGGUGCCCGCACACCUCUUCCUGGACCUCGUGUGCUCCGCUGCUGCUGCUGCCUGUGCACCUGUCACUGAGCACAAGGCUGCCAUGAAACUGCUACAGGAGAGCAUGCGGGGGCACAAGAGGGUGGUGGAUCCUAGGGACGUGCAACUGGCGUGUCGCAUGCUGCUCUCCUCUGUGGACCUCCGGGAUGCAUUCAUUCAGCGCGUGCUCUGGCGCCUGCAGUACGCACACAUUCAGGGUCUAGCGAGUGGCAAGGUGGAGGUGCCGCACUGCUACUAUCUCAUGGGGGUGGCUGAUCCCUCCAACACGCUCGCACCCAACGAGAUUGUUGUGCUCCUCCAUGACGGCCCAGUGUCAGGCCCAUGUCUGGUGUACCGCCCGCCGUCUCUCCUCGUGAGCAACAUCCGCCGCCUCUCCGCCGUGCACUCGCCCGCCGUGCUCUCCCUGCUGCCGCGCUCCUCGCGCUUCUGUGUCAUCUUCUCCACGCGCGGCCAGCGCUCUGUGACUGACUGCAUGGGCGGGGGGGACCUGGACGGAGACAGGUUCCUCGUUAUCAUGCAUCCCCAGAUCGUCAGCGCCUUUCGCGAGCGUCCCCUGCCGCCUGCGUGCCCCUCCGUCUCGGAGCCCCUCCCCCCACUCCCAUGCGACCCUGCUGUGCGGGAGAGAGCGCUCAUCCGCUGCUGGCUGGACGGGGAGCUCUACAACCGCUUCCACAUGGGCACAGCAGGCAACCUGCAUCUAGCGCACAUGGACCGCUCGCCUCUGGGUCCGGACUCCCCCGAGUGCCUGCAGCUCGCAGCACUCUACGAGCUGGCCCUUGACUCCGCCAAGACCGGCCACGUGGUGGAGGGGCUGGGGCGGUACAAGGUGGAGAGCUACCCGCACUUCAUGCGCUCGUCCACGCGCACAUGCUACCACUCCACGUCGCUCAUGGGGCAGAUGUUUGACGCCGUGCAGGAGGAGCGGCGCAAACACGUGGUCGACUCAGGCGCCAUGACCCCAGAUGUAGGCAUAGCUCUGCUCGCCAGCAAGGACCCCAACGGUGCUGCCAGUCGGGCCAAGUGGGAGGGGCUGCUGGGGCAGUACGAGGUGCAGGUGCGCGAUGUGGUGCGGCAGAGAACCACGCUUCUGGGAGGGGCUCGGAGAGCCAGGCUCGCGGCGAUCGAAAACAAGUUUCGGCAGGAGCUUGAGCAAGGAUGGGCAAGCUCCUUUGAGCAGCCGUUCCGGCCACAGCACAUGCUGUAUGAAGCCGCAUCGCUGUACAUGGUGGGGUAUGAGACAGCUCGGAGAGAGUUGGCAUUACAGGUAGAGAGAAGAGCUGAAGCGCUGGCAGGCUGUGGGGCUGGUGGAGAAGCGGGUGGGGAUGUUGAGAUGAGGUCAAGUGGGAUGACCGGGGAUGGUGAUGUAGCGGGUGAGGAUGAGUGGGGUGGUGCGGGAGGGGAUGAGGAAGAGGAGGGUGUUGGAGAUAAUGAGGGAGAUGAUGAUGAGGUGAUGGAGUAUGAUGAGGGGGAGGACAUGGAGGAUGAGGACCUGGCUGAUUGCACCAAUAGAGCCACUCUUGCAUGUCGGUUUGUAUGGCAUGUUGGCGAAGAAGCUCUGUGUGAGGCCAAGUCCCGGCUGUGUCUAAGGACUGGAAAUGGAGUUGGUGGUGGCUGGGGAGUGGAGAAUGGAGGGUUCGAAGGAGUUCUUAUGACCAUGGAGAAGCAAGCAUUUGCUGAUAUAAUGGGUCUGUCUGAUAACGGUGGAAUCGGUGCGCGUGAUGUGGAUUUGACGACAAUGGCUUCCACCACAUCCCUCGUUGGAGCCUCCGCUCUCGCGCCUGCUACCGCGCAAGUAUCGCGCGGAAAGUCGCAGCGGCAACCGCUCUCCCUCACCAAUACAUCCCCAGUCCCCAUCAGCAUUGUUCCUACUUCUCAAAGCGCCAUUCUCCGUGCCGCUGCUCCCUCCUCUCUAGCUCCAUGCCAAGCGUCAAAGGAGGGGAAGUGGGGAGUUCAGCUGCCAUGGGAAAAGAAGAACGACGAGGAGGAGGAAGAAGAAGAGGUUCAAGGGAAGUCAAUUCUGGGAGUUAAACUUCCCUGGAAGCGCGAGGCUGUGGUAGAAGAGGAGGAAGAAGAGCCGCAGUCCAAGACGAUCCUCGGCCAACUGGGAACAAUGCGCUGGUCGCUUAACCCUAAGGAUGACAAGCAGCAGCAGCAGGAGGAGGAGGUAGAGGAGAAGGGUAAAAACUCGUUCUUUGAUCAGAUCGGAACGAUGCGCUUGACGCUGCAGGUGGGGGCGGCGGAGGUUGAGGAGGAGGAGGUGGUGGAGGAAGAGGAGGAGGAAGACGAGAGUUCGUCGAUCUGGCGACAGUGGUACGUCAGCAUCACGGGGUUCCCGUUCCCGCUGCGUCCCUUCCUCAGCCGCAAGACGUAUCGCUAUGAGGUGGAUCGCAACAGCAUCUGGUGCUUCGAGCAGGAGCAAGGGCUGGGCUUCAGCAACGUCACCACUAACGUCAGAAUGACGGUUAUCAAGCUCAAGUCCGGGGGCCUCUUCGUCCACGCGCCCAUUGCCCCCACUGUGGAGUGCCUCAAGCUCCUCAAGGAUCUGAACCUCCCUGUGGAACACAUCGUGCUGCCCACCUUUGCGUACGAGCACAAGGUGUUCGCAGGCCCGUUUGCGCGCGCGUUCCCCAAGGCGCGCACGUGGGUGGCGCCUCGCCAGUGGAGCUGGCCCAUCAACCUCCCCCUGCCGUUCCUCGGGCUCUUUGGAGGGACGGUUUUGGCGGAGGACGGACCCAAGCCGGACGAGUGGCCCGAGGAGAUUGAUUAUAAGAUCUUUGCGUCCCCUGAAGUUGGCAUCGGCCCAUACGUGGAGAUUGCAUUCUUCCACCGCCCCUCGCGCACGCUGCUGCUCACAGACGCAGUGAUCGUGGUGCCCAGGGAGCCCCCGCAGGUGGUGCGCCCUGAUGCGCUGCUGGACGCUGCUCGUAGCGGCCUUGCCGUGCGCGUGCUCUCCGCGGGACGAGAUGUGCCCGACGUGGAGGUGGAGGAUACGGAGGAGUUCAGAACUCUCGGGUGGCAGCGCAUGGUGCUGCAGAUUCUCUUCUUUGGCCCGGGCAACCUGCUGGAGCCCGAGGAGUCCUUUGAGCGCAUCUGUGGCAAGCUUGUAGUCUCUCCCGUCGUCAAGACUCUCGUCUUUGACAAAGUCCCUGCGCAGGCUCUAGCAUGGAUCAACAGCAUCACAUCUGAUUGGGCCUUCACCCGCAUCAUCCCAUGCCAUUUCUCCUCGCCAAUCGCCGCCACCCCGGCCGACCUACGAAAGACCUUUGCCUUCCUCCAAGACCUCCUCCCUCCCGGCUCCUCCUCGCCAUUCCCUGUCAUCCCGUCACUACCGGCGGUGGCAUUCCCAAGCUUCGGGAGCUUGUUUGGAAGGGGGAAGGAGGCUGAGAAGAGAGUGGAGGUGGUUACGGAGUAUGCGGAGGAUGAUUUAGCGACGCUCUCCUCGCUUGAUUCCACUCUGGUGUCACUCGGAGUGGUGAAGAGGACUGGUGAUCCUUAG